Molecule: messenger RNA, 777 nt
Organism: Peronospora matthiolae
Lineage: Eukaryota; Oomycota; Peronosporomycetes; Peronosporales; Peronosporaceae
Source: the annotation of a GenBank genome assembly
AUGCGUGUGGUAUUCACUGCAGUGGCCACUAUGGCUGCUCUGCUUGCUUGCAGUGACUCGGUCCCGACGGCUGGUGAGCCGGAGGCUGUUCUCGAGCACGACGUCUCGCUGUUUGUGGCUCGUGGGACGGAUGGCGACGCCUACGGAGAAGACGCAAAGAGGCUGUUGAGGGCUACUGGAGACGAGGAAGAUGGGUUAGCACCAAUGGAGUCCGAUGAGGAGGCGCGUACGAUUGUCAACCCUGCCGCCAUUGAAAAUUUAGAUACGGUCAGGACGGUCUUAGCCUCUGGCAUGUUUGGGAAGACUACGAAGCCGGCGCGCGAUGCUGCAGUACAGGCAGCUGUUGCCGCCGUCGACGAAAUGGGAACAGUCAAAAAAAUCUUAGCUAGUGGCGUCUAUGGGAAGACGACGAAAGAGGCGAAGGAGGCUGCCCGACAGAAAACUACGAUACAAAAGGCAAGGGAUUUUAAGCGAGAACUGUUGAAGAGGACCCAGAAGGGUGCGGAUGAUGAGCUGCUCGAAUAUUUGCUGACGCUUACAGAGAAAUUCGGUGUGUUCUUGGACGAAGCUGUUGCCGGUAUGACGGGCAAAGAAGCCGCCCAUGCAUUCGAGAAGCUCCAGGACGGAACGCUCAAGAAAACCAAGGAGGUGGAUGAUGGUGGUGUCGUAGCUGGUGGGUUACUUCGUAAGAAAACCAAGGAGGCGGAUGAUGGUGGUGUCGUAGCUGGUGGGUUACUUCGUAAGAAACCGAGGAGGCGGAUGAUGGUGGUGUCGUAG